AUGGUGGAAAGGGAGAAACUUGUGGUCGAGGAAUCCUCUGAGGCCACGCCAUUGCUGCGAAAGGCGGCACCCAUCAUAUCUGCGCAGGAAUGCCGGCAACAUAAACAACUGCUCCGAUGUUUCUGGAGCUUGAAGCAGACGGUCUCAAAAGUGGAAGGUCUAUUCAAGGCCGAAUAUGUCCACGAAAUUAAAACUGAAUCAGACCCGAUAGCCCGACACUCCAUGGUGGAGGAACGUCGAUGGUCAAUCUAUGUCUCACGGGCUAUCCAUCGCUUUUCCGUCUGGUGGGCUCAUUUACCAGCCCUGGGCCCGCCAGGGCUUGAAUCAAGUCAAGUAUCGGAAAAGCCGUACAGGCAGCAUGGCGGAUGGGCAUGGACAAGGGAUCAGAUGCCUCCAUUAGAUGUUCUGAUGGUCCUCCAUGCAUUGAUGCUACAUCAUAAAACCUUCGGGGAGGAUUGUUUUCGACAUCAAAAGACGGCACUAUGGAACGAAGGAUUCCCCCUUCAGCUGGCCUCACGAUGUAUCGAUCAGGAUAGCCUCACUUAUUCGUGUCCCGAGACCUGCAGGUUACACUUCGAGAAUGUGACAAAGCUGGCAUGGGACAACCUUGGUGACUCAGAGGAUCUUUCUAUCGAAUGCUUCCGAUGUCAAGCACAAACCGUUGUGCCGUGGACGACACGGCGCGGAAAAGGCCUCGCAGAUAAUGGGUUUGUACAAUUGUGCCAAUCUUGCAAGUUUAUCCUACGAAGAGAUGCUCUUCUUGUUCAGAAGCUCCGUCGGGAUCUUCACCUACUGUUGGAGAAAAAUAUUCCACUGCCCGGGACAUGCUUCGCGUCGCUCUCCAACCUCUUGCUAGGCUGGAUAAAAUGA
Messenger RNA from Aspergillus fischeri NRRL 181, 870 nucleotides. RefSeq lists its product as uncharacterized. Bases 1 to 870 code for a protein of 289 amino acids. The transcript has 3 exons. The record is from RefSeq and is a predicted model, not a curated record. NCBI's taxonomy places the organism in Eukaryota, Fungi, Ascomycota, Eurotiomycetes, Eurotiales, Aspergillaceae.